UCCGUGCCAAAUGGACGGAGAUGCCGGACGGCCCGAGGGAGCAGCUUUCGUCCCCAGGAGCUGGCCCGACUUGGAUAAGGACUGGGGCAGAAACGCCACGGAGGUGUGUUCCGGUUAAGCAAGGUAUUAAAAAACAGGGUAUUGUCUGGGACGUUUUAUACGGAGCUUUCAAAAUAGGGAUACCACACAAAAACAAUGACAGAAUAAAACCAACUAAAAUCAACAAUGUGGCAAGGGCCUGAAAAGCACAUUUUAAAAAUUCACUUGAUGCCCCAAAGAGUACAAUGCCAGGUAGCCUCUUGGAGUAGUGGGGUGGGGGGAGGACAGCCUUGCAAGUUGAUGCUGGCCUGCUCUGUCUGAAUGGACUUUAUUUCGUUCGCAGAAAAUACUUUGCCUUGUGCUAGACAGGCUGAACAAGCACAGUGCACGUGAUGCCUGUGCUGUUUUUCAACUGAGGAAUCAUUAUUUGUUUCUCACGCUGGAUCCUGAGUCCUGAAUGGGGUCCAGCACAGGACAAGUGGUAUCUGGGGGCCCCGUAACGACACUCCUUUGUUUGUAGGUGAAGUGCAUCAUUCUCCAGGUUCUCCAUGGUCUCCAGUACCUGCACAACAACUUCAUCAUCCACAGGGACCUCAAGGUGUCCAAUUUGCUCAUGACUGACAAAGGUUGCGUGAAGACAGCGGAUUUUGGGCUGGCUCGUGCUUACAGGGUUCCCCUGAAGCCCAUGACGCCAAAAGUGGUGACGCUGUGGUACCGGGCCCCUGAGCUCCUCCUGGGCACAACCACCCAGACCACGGCCAUAGACAUGUGGGCAGUGGGCUGCAUCUUGGCGGAGUUGCUGGCCCAUAAGCCUCUGCUGCCUGGGAGCUCCGAGAUACAACAGGUCGACUUGAUCGUGCAGUUGCUGGGCACUCCGAAUGAGACCAUUUGGCCCGGCUUCUCCAAGCUGCCCCUGGUGAGCCAGUACACUCUCCGUAAGCAGCCCUACAACAACCUGAAGCACAAGUUUGCGUGGCUGUCGGAGGCCGGGCUUCGCCUCCUCAACUUGCUCUUCAUGUACGAUCCGAAGAAAAGAGCAACAGCGGGAGACUGCUUGGGAAGCUCCUACUUCAAGGAAAAGCCGUGGCCCUGUGAGCCGGAGCUCAUGCCAACCUUCCCGCAUCAUCGCAACAAGAGGGCGGCCCCCAGCACAGGCACGGAGUGCCCAGGCAAACGUAGCCGGCCCUGACCUGGCAGCUUCCAAAGGCACCGGAAAGGAGCCAGAGGUGGACCAGCAAUACAGGCCGCACCAGGAGGGAAAUGGCUACCAGUCCAGGGCCUUGAUGUUCUUAACUAGGGAUGGGGACUUGCAACGUCUCCUCCACGCCAGGGGAUCUGCACUCCCUCCGCACUGCCGCCUCCUUGCCCAGAGGCUGCCUCUCAGCCUGAGGCUUCCAGGAGCAGCGACCCGCUUUGCUCAGGUGUUUGGGGCAGGGAGCCAGGCUCUGCUGCCAGUCUGAGCUUCUCCUCUCUCCUCAGCUCUGCCCAGAACAAGCAGAAGCUCUGGAUGCCGGAAGAAUAAGCAAAGCGCCCCCACCAGAGCCGCGAAGGAGGGAGUGAACCUCCCGAAGAGCCUUCGGACCUGCUGCAAACCAGGGACUGGCUGGGACCUUGGAGCAAAGGCGCCUUGUCCUCGGAGCGCUGGGGCUCAGCUGCUGCUUGCCCCCAGCUCUGCUCUCCGGCACGAGGAAGGCGGCAAGUGCAAGCAGCCCCCCGUGGCUCCCUCUUUCUGCAGACAGCCUUUGAGGGGGAGGGGGGACGGCUUUCAAUAAAGACUUUUCUCUAGCC
Messenger RNA from Python bivittatus (Burmese python), 1827 nucleotides. Lineage: Eukaryota; Metazoa; Chordata; Lepidosauria; Squamata; Pythonidae. The record is from RefSeq and is a predicted model, not a curated record.